CAACGGCGCCGUUUGGGAGCCCUACGAUUCUUGUUUUUUUUUCUCUGUUCUGAAAGGAAUCUUGAACACAGAUAAACUUAAUAUUUUUUGGCAGCCAUUCAAAUUAUUGGUGGCUUCAAAUUCACCUCUUACCAACAUAUACACCUGUAAUCUUUAUAGUUUCUGCAUCAGCCCAUAUGAUAUGAUGUAUCUGAAUCUGGUGAUUUCAAAUGACAAUUAAUCCUUAAACAAUCAUUGUUUUUAAUAAAAUAUUGAUUUUUUCAAAAUAUCAGAGCUUUUGAUUUCCUUUCUUAGCUCAUAAAUAUUCCAAGAUCCCAAUUUCAGUUAGCGCAUCGCUUCAUUGAUAUGGUUCAGACAUGUUAGCAGUGCAUCCCUCGGGAACUAUCAACAAAUUCCACAUUCCUUUUAGCUUCAAUGCCCCUUCGCGCGGAUACAGAACCACUACCUUUGGUCAUUUGAUAAGUAGCUGUUCUGUCUUCUCGGAAUCAAGAGUUCCUUGGAGCAAUGUAGAGUGUUACCACUCAUCCUUUUCUCCACCAGGCCAAGUUAAUCAUCGAAGGAAUUGGAUGUUUUGUCGUUCACGCAACAACUCGGAUGAAGAGUACCGUUCGUCACGCAACAUAGCGAUAAGUCUUUUAAGACGUUACAGGACCGUGAUUGAACGCGGUCAAGGCGAAACCUUAAAAGGAUUCAUUUCUGCUGGUGUGAACGCAUAUGCGCUCGGUUGCACGGAUGAAGAUUUGAGAAAAGAACUUAUGGCUAUGAAAGAAUCAGGUUUAGAGAUCGAUAGAAUGGAGAGUUACCACGGAAGCACACAAACUAAGUCCAAGAUUUUGAUGUCCGAGGUGGAUGAAUGCAUAUUGUGGCUUAGCAUUGUUUUCAUCACAAUCUUGUGUACUCCGCAACCCACGGUCGUCAGAUGGUCAUCGACUCCUUCGGUUUCAGAUGAAGUUCUAAAAAAAUGGAGAGGCUUUUGUGCGGUUAUAGCCAAUGCAUACUAUAUCAGGGGAAUGGCAUGGCUGCCGGUGAAGACUCUUCAACUGGAACAGAUGGCAGUAAUGGGACAGGCGGAGGAGCCGUCGGUUGUGGCCAGCAGAAUGCGACUGGUCUUUAGCACUCUCGAGGUAGUGAGUCCACAGUGGCCACGGGUUUAAGUAUGAUGUACUGCAAUUUUCCACCUCUACCUCCAGCAUUUGUGUGCGCGCGUCACUAUAAUUUCCUUUUUCAUUGUUGUUGCUUCCGUUAAAACUCUUCCAGCGCCACCUACGUCACAUACAGGCUUAAAUUCUAAUAUUUGAUCCACGAAUUCGGUAGGUUUGAGCCCAUUGGGAGUUGUCUUACUCCAUGAUUCGCACUCACAACUCCAAUGAACACCAGCACAAGCAGCUCUGUGACUUUCAUAUUUGUUUUUCUUAUAUAUUUAUGAAAUACUUCUCAAACAAGAUUUUUUUAGAUACCAUAGAAAACUUCAUAUGUUCAGUUCUAAGUAACUUAAUUUUUUAAAAUUAUAAAACAUAAUUCAAUCCA
Molecule: messenger RNA, 1527 nt
Organism: Brassica napus (rape)
Lineage: Eukaryota; Viridiplantae; Streptophyta; Magnoliopsida; Brassicales; Brassicaceae
Exons: 7
Coding region: 357-1154 (265 amino acids)
Source: RefSeq, a predicted model, not a curated record